Molecule: messenger RNA, 695 nt
Organism: Gaeumannomyces tritici R3-111a-1
Lineage: Eukaryota; Fungi; Ascomycota; Sordariomycetes; Magnaporthales; Magnaporthaceae
Exons: 2
Coding region: 9-695 (228 amino acids)
Source: RefSeq, a predicted model, not a curated record
ACAAUUCCAUGCUGUGUGCUCCAGCCUGGGCUGACAUAUAUCAACCUCCUCCCAACCAGCGGCUCAGGAUCCUGUCACAACGACACAACACCCAAACCAAAGCGCCUGCAACCCCAACCAGCUGCCGGCCUAUAUUCACUUCAUUUUUGUCGCUGCCUUCUGCAAUCUACGCCCUACGCGACUUCCAGAUCCUGUCCCGAGACUAUAACGUCAAGCUCUCCAACGAAUUCUAUAUCGCCAAGGUAAGUUUCCCCAUCGCCACGACGAAUCCAAGCCUGCAAACUUACCGCUCUCCAUCCCAGGUGAUCAUGGCCAGCAACAACGCCGCCGCCGCCGCUGCCGAUGCUGCUCUAAAGGCCGCUGUCAAUGCUGCUUGCGACGCCACCUGUGAGGCCGCGACCGCUUCCGCCGCUGCGGCCCAAGCGAUUCAUGACCUCGGCCCUACCGCCGUCGCCGGCACUGUUGCCGACUAUGCUGCCGGGGCUGCUUCCUUCGCCGCCGAGGCCGCCUCCCAGGCUGCUCACGCCCUCUUCAAUGCGCGCUCUACCAACUCUGCCAUUUCUCUCGGCCAUUUAGAUCAAGCUCGAGAUCUCGCCGGUCACGCCCAGGAGGCCGCCGAUCACGCUAUUGACGCUGCCCUCGAUGCUGCCGCCAACGCUAGUGCUGCUAAGGCUGCUGCCGCCGGCCGCAGCUGA